Messenger RNA from Balaenoptera acutorostrata (minke whale), 6450 nucleotides. It is a transcript of the gene WWC3, whose product is annotated as WWC family member 3. Gene Ontology annotation, cellular component: cytoplasm. The record is from RefSeq and is a predicted model, not a curated record. Gene Ontology annotation, molecular function: molecular adaptor activity; kinase binding. NCBI's taxonomy places the organism in Eukaryota, Metazoa, Chordata, Mammalia, Artiodactyla, Balaenopteridae. Bases 61 to 3702 code for a protein of 1213 amino acids. Gene Ontology annotation, biological process: regulation of hippo signaling; cell migration; regulation of DNA-templated transcription. The transcript is spliced from 23 exons.
GUGCUGGCGGAGGAGGCGGCGCGCGUGGGGCGGCCGGGCGGCGGCGGGGCCCGCGCCGUCAUGCCAUGGCUGAGCGGCGGCCGGCGGCGGCGGCGGGGACAGCCGCGCGAAGCCCCGCGGGAGCCGCCUCAGCCCGCGCAGCCCCCGCGGGAGCCGCCGCCGCCCGCGCCCCCCGCCGCGGCCCCCGCGCCCCCCGCGCCCUCCGCGCCGGCACCCCCGCGGGCCCGGGAGAGCGCCGAGCUGCCGCUGCCCGCCGGCUGGGAGGAGGCGCGCGACUACGACGGCCGCGUCUUCUACAUCGACCACAACACGCGCCAGACGUCGUGGAUCGACCCCCGCGACCGGAUAACAAAGCCAUUGACCUUUGCCGAUUGUGUUGGGGAUGAACUUCCUUUAGGAUGGGAAACUGUAUAUGAUAAACAAAUUGGAAUUUAUUACAUGGACCACAUAAAUAAGCUUACCCAGAUUGAGGAUCCCAGAGAACAGUGGCGGCGGGAGCAGGAACGGAUGCUGAAGGAGUAUUUAAUUGUAGCCCAGGAGGCCCUCAAUGCCAAGAAAGAAAUCUACCAGAUUAAGCAGCAGCGUUUCGAGCUGGCCCAGGAGGAAUACCAGCAGCUGCACAAGAUGUGCGAGGACGACGGCCGCUCGUACACCAGCUCCUUCUUUGGAUAUUCAACAAAUACAAAGUACGACCCAUACCAAAUUAAAGCAGAAAUAGCAAGUCGUCGGGAUAGGCUUUCCAGAUUAAAGCGAGAGCUGACCCAGAUGAAGCAAGAACUGCAGUACAAAGAAAAGGGGGUGGAGACCCUGCAAGAGAUUGAUCGUAAGAUGUCAAGUGCUCACACCAACUACAAACUGGAUGAGGCGCAGGCUAUAAUGAGCGAGCUCAGGACCAUCAAGAAAGCCAUUUGUACAGGCGAGAAGGAGAGGCGGGACCUGAUGCAAAGCCUGGCCAAGCUGACCGAUGGCUUCAGGAAUAGCUGUUCUCUUACCGACCCUCUGCAAGAGUUCCCUCCCAGUGCAGGCGCGCUGGGCGAGUCUUUACCUCACCAGUUCUGCGAUGCUGGGUCUCAGACCGAGGUCAUCGGCGAGUUCGUCUUUGAUGAUAAAACAAGGCUUGUGGACCGAGUCAGGCUUAACUGGCAGUAUGAGGAAGCCAGAAAGAGAGUCUCAAAUAUCCAGCAGCAGCUGGCCCAGUUUGAGAGCGAGUCCUGGCCGGGCAUGGCCGAGGCCGACAGGGACCGGCUGCAGCUCAUCAAGGAGAAGGAGGCCCUGCUUCAGGAGCUGCAGCUCAUCAUUCAGCAGAGGAGGCCGGCGGAGGACGUGGCGCGGCUGGAGGAGGAGCGGCGGCGCCUGGAGGAGGAGAUCCAGCGCUCCCGGGCCACGUCCGUGCAGGGCGCCACGGAAAGGAUUCUACUUCAGGAAAAAAGAAACUGUCUCCUGAUGCAGCUGGAAGAAGCCACCCGCCUAACGUCCUAUCUCCAGUCCCAGUUACAAAGCCUGUCCGCCAGCACCCUGACCGUCUCCUCGGGGAGCAGCCGCGGCUCCCUGGCCUCCAGCCGCGGCUCCCUGGCCUCCAGCCGCGGCUCCCUGAGCUCCGUCAGCUUCACCGACAUCUACGGCCUCCCGCAGUACGAGAAGCCCGACGCCGAGGGCGGCCCGCUCCUGCGCUUCGACCUCGUCUCCUUCGACUCUCUGGGCCGGGACGCCCCCUUGGCGGACGCCCCGGGCCCCGCGGGCCUGCACAAACAGAGGCGCUCCCUGGACACGCCGCAGUCCCUGGCGUCCCUGUCCUCGCGCUCCUCCCUGUCCUCGCUGUCCCCGCCCAGCUCGCCCUUGGACACGCCCUUCCUCCCGGCCUCGCGAGACUCGCCCCUGGCCCAGCUCGGGGACGCCUUCGAGGUGGCGGGCCUGGGCGCCCUGGACAGGCUGCGCGCUCAGGCCUCCGCCUUGGGGGACGAAAACCCGCCGGGCGCGGCGUCCCUGCCGCCGCACGGGUGCCCCGGGGACGGGGAAGGACCUCGCGAGCGAGGACCCCACGCGGCUGCCGCUCCCACGGCUGCACCAGUGACCCCCCGAGAAGACAGCGCCCAGAGGCUGGAGCGGAGAGUGCGCUGCGUGUCUGCCUGCCUGUCCGAUUACUCGCUGGCCAGCGACAGUGGCGUGUUUGAACCUCCCACCAAAAGGAGUGAGGACGCCGACGAGCCUGUGCCUGGAGACGCUUGCGGUACCGAGGGGCCCCAGAUCCAUGUUGGAUUCUUGCACGACAGUGCCAGCGAGUGCCUCCUCGUGAACGUGCUCCAACUGAAGAACUUUGCCGGGCUGGUGGUGAAGGAAGACUGCAAAAUACACAUCCGCGUCUAUUUGCCCCCGCUUGACUCCGGCACGCCAAACACUUACUGCUCUAAGGCUCUGGAAUUGCAAGCCCCCCUGAUAUUUAAUGAAGUUUUCAGAAUCCCUGUGCAUUCAAGCAUGGUGACGUUGAAGUCCCUUCAGUUAUACGUGUGCUCAGUGAAUCCGCAGCUGCAGGAAGAACUGCUGGGCAUUGCUCAGAUUAACUUGGCUGAUUACGAUGGUUCGAGCGAGAUGCAGCUGCGCUGGUACUCGGUGCAGGUGUUCACUGGCCCCGAGCCGCCCCGGCGGGAGGACGAGCGGCUGGGACACAGCGACUUCCGGGACCCUGCACCCACCACGUCUGGAAAGACAGACGCGGUGACGGUGCUGCUGGCGAGAACCACGGCCCAGCUGCAGGCGGUGGAGAGAGAGCUGGCCGAGGAGCGGGUGAAGCUGGAGUACACGGAGGAGGAGAUCUUGGAGAUGGAGCGCAAGGAGGAGCAGGCCGAGGCCGUGUCCGAGAGGAGUUGGCAAGCCGACUCGGUGGAUAGUGGCUGUAGCAGCUGCGCCCAGACCAGCCCCCCGCACCCAGAGCCCUGCUGCGUUGCUGUCAGCUCCAUCCACGGACACACGUUUGCUGGCCAGGCAGACCCUUACGGCCCCGAGGAACUUCAGCCCCCACCUCUGAAGGUUGAUAAGGAAACCAACACAGAAGAUCUCUUCCCGGAAGAGGUGGCGAGUCUGCCGAAGGAGAGGCCUGGCCGCAGGGCCCGCGGCUCGCCCUUCACGCGGAGCAGCACCAUUGUGCGUUCCCAGACUUUCUCGCCCGGAGCACGAAGCCAGUACGUCUGCAGACUUUAUCGCAGUGACAGCGACAGUUCAACGCUGCCCCGGAAGUCCCCCUUUGUCCGAAACACUUUGGAAAGACGAACCCUUCGCUAUAAGCAGCCCUGCAGGUCCUCCCUGGCGGCGCUGGCGGCGCGCACGUCCCUGGACCUGGAGCUGGACCUCCAGGCGUCGCGGACGCGGCAGCGGCAGCUGAACGAGGAGCUGUGCGCCCUGCGCGAGCUGCGCCAGCGCCUGGAGGACGCCCAGCUCCGCGGCCACGCCGAGCCCCCGGCCUGGCUGCUGCGCGACGAGCGCUUCCGGAGCCUGCUGCGGGAGGCCGAGAGGCAGACGAGACAGACCAAACUUGACUUCCAUCAAGAACAGGCAGCUGAGAAGAUGCUGAAGAAGGCCUCCAAAGGGGUGUGCCAGCUGCGCGUGCAGAACCUCAAAGAGCCCAUCCAAGUGCAGGCGUUCAGGUGGGGAGAAGCCCAGGCCUCACUCUCCCGCUUGCUUUCUACUGUCAUACCUUUGUCAUUAUAAAGAGUAAAGGAGAAGAUAGCAUUUUUUACAAGACCAAGGAUUAACGUACCUCCUCUGCCCGCCGACGAUGUUUGAUGUAGUGCUUUGUACACAUGAAGUAUUUAUCUGCCUGUUUUAUUUUCAUGAAGUUCUUAGACUAGCUAAAUUUGUCUUUAAAAUAUUUGUGCAAAGCUAUUAAUAUACACAUUUUGUAAAAAAUAAAUAAAAACAAAACACAUAUAUCUAUACAUAUAUAUUUUAUAAUAGUGACGGCAACAGGGCUUGGUUUUUCCUUGUUGUGAAAUUGACAUCUCUGAAGACAGGUUAUUUUAUAAGAGAUCAAUUAUCAUGUUAAGAGUGUACAGUUUUUACGCUGUUUUAUUUGACUUAAAGGCUGGAAGACAGAAACGAAGUGAGUUCAGGCAAAUUCACUGUAUUGUAAUUUAUUUAUAGUACUUUUUUUUUCCUUGAAGGAAAAUACUGACUUUAAGAUGUAUUUUAAGACUGAAAUUUUGUUCUUCAGUAUUUGCCAUGCGGUAGAAUGGAUCUUUGGGGCCGGUUUUGUGUCUGACGUCGGAAACGCAAACACUGUGUGCUGAACUCGUCACUCGCCCCGUCUCUCCUGUGUGCAUUGAUCAUGUAUAUUGCACACUUUCGCACCCGUUGUGUGCUGUUAAGAUGCCGCCUUAGGGGCUCAGUCCUAAGUCAGUGUGGGGUGCGCGUUGCGGAGCUCGGUCUCCCGCGCGGGCUGGGCACCCAGAGCCCCUGGUUUCCGUGCCCACCCCGGGUCUGAGGCCGGUCACGGAGCCCCCGGCAGCGGCAGCCGCACAGCCCACCCUCACCCGGCCACAGCAGCCCAGCCUGCCUUUCCGGCCCGCCCCAUCUGAUCCUGACCGACAGGGAGGGCGGUGGUGGAGCUUCUGCUCUGCUGCUCUGCCCUGCAGGAAAGUGAAAAGAGAAGAAGGAAGGUGCGUUUUCACUGAGUCACUGGAUCCGCUGAUGCAUAGAGCAGUCACGACAUGGACACGAUAACCUUUGAAGGCGCUUUUUUGAGGAAGCCAGCUUCCGUGGGAGCUACAAGUACCCAGCGAGUCACUCACAGGAGAGCAUGUGCUUUCGAUCAGAGGCCCUCGCCCCAUACUGGAGUCUUCCCAACAUUUCUUAAGAAAUCUUAGAACUAGCUCAUGAGGAAAAAAUUCUUUACGUAAUAAAACUAUACCAUCCUUUUAAAACGCCAGGUGGUAUAUAGUUCGCCUAAUACGUAUUUAUUAUAUAUGAAAUGCACUCUCCUUCAUGAGGCCUCGGAGAAGUAAAUGAGGUGAGUCACACAAAAUGUAAGAGAAAACGGAACCCUCCUCCUGGGUCUUUCUGCCCCUCCCUUGAAAGUGCCCCUCCCCCCUUAAUCAGCAGCAUCUCUCUUCUCAUUCGUCUGUAAGCACUCCCUUGUAUAACCCACCUUCCUUUUCACAUUUAUUAAAAAUGAAUUUUGUAAAAGCAUUUCAUUGACAUGUGACCUAUCACGGACAGUGAAGUUGUCAGUGGUGGUAAGGCUGAAAACUCUGUGCUUUUUCACACUUGUCACUUGUUGCUGUGUAUUUCUGCCUCUAGUCUCGGUUUUGUUUUUCUUUUUUCUUUUGCUAAUUUUCCUGCAUACAUACCCACAACAGAGGUAGAGAGACAAAACACAUGAGUGCUUGCCAGAAGUGCCCCCCAGGAGACAGCGUUGCUGCACGGGUCAGGUUGGUGGCAGGCCCUCUCUGUCCCCAGCGGUUGAAACUUCUGACUGACGGAUUGGCUGCCGCUGGACUCGGGGGUGUGUGGAGAGCAAGUCAUACGCCUCUGAGGUGCGGGGCUGCCCAGACGUGGGAGAGCCCCGGCUGCGUUGCCUGGCCUCUGUUCAGACACUGCCACUUGAGGCUCUAAGUGGGUGGAAGGGUUGCGGUAGCUUUCCUGCUAACCCCUACAAAGUAGCAACGCGGGGAGACGCACUGUGCCAAUACAGAAAGCCCGCAAGGGUUUGCAAAUGUCACUGCCCAGUAGACACAGGUUUCUGUUUGGAAUGCUUCCCCACCCCAGAGUUAAAAAAGAAAAGAAAAGAAAAGAAAUCCCUCCUCUGCCCCACCGGAAACAAAUGCAGCCCCAGCUUUGCUGUCAGUUCCAGGAGCGCUGGGUCCUGCGCCGCCGUUCCCCCGUGCUGCUCCCGCCUCCCUCCUGUGUCUGUCUGCUUUCGCACCUGAAUGGGACCAUAGUCAGAAAGGAAGGAAAAGCCAGGCAGAUGAAGGACGGGGAGGUGACGGGCUCCGUGCUGCUCGCAGGCUGUGCUGGAAGUGGCACACGGACAGCGUCAGAGCCCAGCCCGGGAGGCAGGACACGACGCACCCUAAUUGGCUUCUCUUUCGUGAUUUGACUGUGCAGCUUCCGACUAGUUAAGACUCCCACCCCCUGGAAGAUAUCCCACAUGUCCGAAAAGUGAAGUCCUAUCGUCUUAAGGGGUAUUUUCUUAUGUUUAAGUUUGCCCAUAAUCGUGCCUUGGACAAUCCAAAGUCUGCCACCAGGGUCCUUUAGAAACAGUGUGAUGAGUAAAAGGGAAUUCGGUCUUCACUUCAUCUGGUCAUGUAAUUGUCACCACGGAAAUAAGUAACCUUCUGUUGUGGGAAUAAGUUAUAAUCAGUAUUCAUCUCUAUUUUUGUCACUGUUCUAAUUGUGUCAUUUGUAUUGUUUGAAAGUAUUUCUUCUACAAAAUUAAACUAACCUGCCUUAAGAACAGAA